Molecule: messenger RNA, 678 nt
Organism: Parnassius mnemosyne (clouded apollo)
Lineage: Eukaryota; Metazoa; Arthropoda; Insecta; Lepidoptera; Papilionidae
Source: the annotation of a GenBank genome assembly
AUGAACGAUAAACAAAGAGGUGCGUUAACGAAGAAAGAUUCAUUCUUACAUCCAUCUAGUUCAUUUUUCCCUUCACAACAUGAUUCCCCAGUGGAAGAAACUUGCCCUUGCUCAAGUCUUCGGGGCAUGAAGGAUCCUUUUCUGACCCAUCCUUCAGAAAUACUUAACAAAAUUUUGAUGAGUAACGACUUAUUCUCCUUUAACAAAGAUCUUAUAUCAUCUACUUUGUGUUGUGAUUCUCACGAAAAUAUUCAAGAGGAUGGAUUUUUUUUUGAAUUUUCUCCAAAGCAAAACCAAAUGAUUGCAAAUCCGAUUCAAUCAAAUAAUUUACUAUUGCCGUCAUUAAUGAAAGUGCUGCAAAAUAUUUUUCCGCGAAGACCGAUUCUACCCUCAGAACCCAUAAAAUCAAAGACGAUUGAUAUAUACUUGCUACCAGAAAAAAAGACUUUAGCAUCUAGAGAUGCUGAAAUAUUUUUGAAAAAGAAACCAGACAUACAUGCAGUUGGAGAUAAUGAGAUAAAAGAAGAUAUCAAAGUUGUUAAUUUAACACCAGCACUAUCAAAUAAAGCUUCAGUAAAAAAGGACCUAGGCAAAAACGAACAACAAGAAAAAGAAAAGCUUCCUGAUUCGGGAACCAAUAUGGUUUAUGUUUCUACCAAAAACCCCAAUACAGUAUGA